AAAUGUGGCAACGUAUGCAAACAUAACAUACCGUUAAUCAGCUUCAGAGCCAUUAUGACGUGUUGCUCUCCAUUUUACUUCUCCGUCUACCAAAGAGGUGCAGCAGCAGCUGCAGUGUGUAUUAUAAACAUACCGGAGGCAUUGGGAUGAUGAAAAAUGCAGGAGGAAACGAAUGCAACGGCGGCAAAGCUUUGUUAUGGUGAAAGGGGCUGCCCUUCUUUUACAGGAAGAGGGUGAACCUGAAGACAUUGACGGGCUUCUCCAAACAUCUGGCCCCAGCGAACAGGAGCUUCAUCUACAGUCCAUGCUGAGACUACUUUGCGAGGAGGAUACUUUGAAACUGGCCGUCCGACUAGAGCCCGUCCGGUCAUGUCUAACUAGAUAUCUGGUUGUGGUUUCCUCUACGGGACAUGCUACAGAAGAACAGAUCAUUUUACUAGGUGUGGACUUUGCCCACAAUGGAUCCAAUGUUUGCACAAUUGGCACAGUUCUACCAGUGUGGAGCAAUACGCAGGUCUUUCUGGAUGGAGAUGGUGGAUUCAGUGUUACAUGUGGGAUGGACAUCAGGGCAUUCAAACCUAUAUCUGUACAAACAAUGUGGGCACUGUUGCAAAUGCUGCACAAAGCCUGUGAGGCUGCCGAGGCAAGAAACUAUAUUCCAGGUACUGCUCUAUGUCCUGGACUGAUGUAUUACCAGGAUCAUCACCGUUCACCACAGGGAUGUAUUAAUGCAUGGACAGCCACUUCAGACAUCAUGUCUACAUGGAGGGAUGCCACCACCCCUGAGAGGGAAGAAACUGAAAGAAUCAUCCGGAAAAAGCUACGAGACAUCCUGAGAGAGAGUGAUCUUGAGAAUAUAACAUCUAAACAGGUGCGCGCAGCUCUGGAGCAGCAUACUCACUGUGCUCUGCAGGAUUACACAGAGUUCAUUGAUAAUGAGAUGAUAAUGAUACUAGCUCAGAUGGACCGACCCUCAGAGAUCUUCCCCUAUCUUUAUUUGGGCUCAGAGUGGAAUGCUUCGAAUUUGGAAGAACUACAGAAAAACAAGGUCACACACAUACUAAAUGUCACUCGUGAAAUUGAUAACUUCUUUCCUGAGACAUUUACUUAUUUAAACAUCAGAGUCUUGGAUGAAGAGAGCACAAACCUGUUACAAUAUUGGAAAGAGACACACAGUUUCAUCUGCGCUGCCAGGCGUCAAGGCACCCAUGUGCUUGUGCACUGUAAGAUGGGCGUCUCUCGUUCGGCCUCCACAGUUAUAGCUUAUGCUAUGAAGGAGUAUGAGUGGACAUUUGAAGAUGCUUUGAAACAUGUAAAGGAAAGAAGGAACAUUGUGCAACCAAAUGCAGGAUUUCUGCGACAGCUUCAGACAUAUCAGGGCAUUUUAGGAGCAAGUAAGCAAAGACACAGUUAUUUGUGGGACCCAAGCUCUGCACCGCCACCCCCACAACCACCAAGUCUUCCAGAAUCUCUGUCAGGGUCUUCUGUUUUAUCACUUGCUCCUAGACAGAGGAAAAUGAACUUGCGUGCUCUUAUGAGAUCUAUCAGUGAGAUGGAGGUAACAGACACUGUACCAGAGGGGAGGAACACAUGUGAAGAUCAUUAUGAUUGUCAUCCAGGGAAGCUGGGCACUGUGUCCAAAAGUAAGGAAAGUGUGUCGGAACAGCUGGACAGUGUAUCUUCCAUAGAGGAGAUUUUAUUGGAGGAACAUGAGAGUUUUACAGCCCAGGAAGAGCGUUUACAUAAAGCAGAGCAGCAAGGUGCAGGCAUCCAAAAAGGCAGCUUAUCCACAACAGAUACAGGUUCUGCAUUUCUGGAAGAAAACCCAUCUCUGGAUGAGGUGUUCAGAUGCAGCGCUCCUUCUUCUCCAGUCCGCCAUACUACAUCAUCAUCUGCCCGAAGAAGAUCCCGACGUAAAAAGAAGCUUGUCUUCCAGUCUGUGGAACAUUCUCUAGCGGGGCAUGGUGUAAAGUCUCAAUCUGUAUCAGAGCUUCAAGGAGCCGCACUUGUAAGCAAGCACCUGCAGGAGGCAGAACACCAUACCCGCAAAGCCAGGAUCACUCGACAGAAUAACGUGGGAGAAACACCGGAGGAACCUAAAUAGUCCUUUUAGCUUUUGCUUUUGGCCAGGAUAUGUUGAAAGAACAUAACUAGGGAGAUUAUUUUUGUAAAAUUAUUAUUUUUAGUAUAAUUCUUAUUAUCCUUAUUGCACAGCGUUGCCACAUUUGAUACAACUUUAGCUUUAAAAUGCGAAAGUCUCAGGGACAGCAUCACUAUACUUUGUCAUACUUAUUAACAUUAAUAAGAGCUUAUGUCAUUUUAGACUGUCUGUCCAGUGCUGACUCUCAGGGCAGAUGCAGCUGUAUCCUGUAUGCCUCUUGCUUCAGUGAGUGUUCUGUAAACUUUUCACAAGCUGAAAAUAGGGUUUCUCUCAAGGAUACACAUAGACAACUUGUUUUUUAUUAAUAUAUAUAAUUUUUUUUUCUAAAAUUUUACAACCUCCCUGCAAUUUCCAGAUUGUUGGUUUCUAAAUUUGCCAAUACACUGAAUGUAACCACAUGUUGCUCCUUGAUUAUAAUAUGAUAUGACAUUUGACAUAUGAAGUUUUUUUGUUCUUUAUGGGGGAGACUUAUCAAAACCAGUGCAGAGAAAAAGCUGACCAGUUGCCCAUAGCAACCAAUCACAUUUCUUCUUUCAUUUUUGAAAAAGGCCUCUGCAAAAUGAAAGAAGCAAACUGAUUUGUUGCUAUGGUCAACUCAGCAACUUUUCCUCUGCACAGGUUUUGAUAAAUCUCCCCCUAUAUGUAUCUGUCUGCUGCUGUGACCACCACAUCAUGUGACGACUGUAAUCCUUAUUAUAUUGGAUCACCAGAGUGGACGUCAUGCCAUGAGGACGUGCUCACGGACCUCCCUCCUGCGGGGCAUGGUUCCUGCUGGUAGCGGCAGGUGUAAGCUAAGCUGAGGUACCUUGGAAUCCAACUGAUAUGGGGGAAAUGGAGCUGACAGGCAGGUCACAGGUGGCCAAGUGGGUUAUAUAGAGGAAGAUGCGAAUCGGAGAGAGAGAGAUGGAGAGACAGGAUUACUGAACGGCACAGGGCAGAAGGUGUGGUGCCCAUUAAGAGGAGGAACACCAGUGUGAAUACCUGAUUAAUCCCCCUGCUAAGACAGGAAUGGUGCGAUCCAGGAAUGUAAAAUUGUAUGGUGGAGUUAGCUGAUCAAGUGACCCACAGCACAGACAUGGAAGCCAGAGACCAGACGCUGGCAUGCCCAGCGCUGGG
Messenger RNA from Hyla sarda, 3277 nucleotides. It is a transcript of the gene SSH3, whose product is annotated as slingshot protein phosphatase 3. Gene Ontology annotation, molecular function: protein tyrosine/serine/threonine phosphatase activity; actin binding. Bases 173 to 2104 code for a protein of 643 amino acids. Lineage: Eukaryota; Metazoa; Chordata; Amphibia; Anura; Hylidae. The transcript has 14 exons. The record is from RefSeq and is a predicted model, not a curated record. Gene Ontology annotation, biological process: actin cytoskeleton organization; negative regulation of actin filament polymerization; protein dephosphorylation. Gene Ontology annotation, cellular component: cytoplasm.